Cordyceps militaris CM01 is the source of this 1713-nucleotide messenger RNA. Its product is annotated as MFS multidrug transporter, putative. NCBI's taxonomy places the organism in Eukaryota, Fungi, Ascomycota, Sordariomycetes, Hypocreales, Cordycipitaceae. Gene Ontology annotation, biological process: transmembrane transport. The record is from RefSeq and is a predicted model, not a curated record. The transcript has a single exon. Gene Ontology annotation, molecular function: transmembrane transporter activity. Bases 1 to 1713 code for a protein of 570 amino acids.
AUGGCACCCAUACCAAAGAACCCAGCCCUCGAGGGCGCGCCGCCAUCUGAUGCCGAAAAGCAGCCCAGCACUGCGCAUCGAUCGACGGCAGAAACCAUACCGCACUGGCGACUAGUCAUCGACCAGGCCGGCAUCACGCCCGCCGUGGCCAGCUUCCCGUACGCGGGCUCCGGCACCGCCAGCGACCCGUACCUGGUGCGGUGGCUGCCGUGCGACCCGCGGGACCCGAUGAACUUUAGCCUGUGCAAAAAAUCCGGCAUCACGGCCGUCGCCGCCGUCGCGACGCUCGCCGUGACGCUCGUCUCCUCGGCGUACGCGAGCGGCGUGUCCCAAAUCGCCGACGAGUUCCGCGUCAGCCAAGAGGUGGCGCUGCUCGGCGUGUCGCUGUUCGUGCUCGGCUUCGCCGUCGGGCCGCUGCUGUGGGCGCCGCUCAGCGAGCUGUUUGGCCGCCAGCGGCUGUUUGCCGGGAGCUACGCGGCGCUGACGGCGCUCAACGCCGGCGCGUGCGGCGCGCGCAGCAUCGCCCCGCUGCUCGUCCUGCGCUUCCUCGCCGGCGCCUUUGGCUCCUCGCCCCUGACCAACGCCGGCGGCACCAUUGCCGACAUGUUCCCCGCCGCGCAGCGCGGGCUCGUCAUGGCCGCCUUUUCCAUGGCGCCCUUUCUCGGGCCCGUGCUCGGCCCCAUCAUCGGCGGCUUCCUUGGCAUGCGCGCCGGCUGGCGCUGGGUGCUCGGCUUCCUCGCCGCCUUCUCCGGCCUGCUUUGGAUCGUCGGCUGCGCCGUCGUGCCGGAGACGUAUGCGCCCGUGCUGCUGCGCGCGCGCGCGGCCGCCUUGUCCAAGGCGACGGGACGGGUGUACGUGAGCAGCAUGGACGCCGCGCGGGGCCCGACGAGCCUGGCGCAGUCGGUCCGGGUGGCGCUGCUGCGGCCGUGGACGCUGCUGUUCCGCGAGCCAAUCGUCCUGCUUCUCUCCAUCUACAUGGCCAUUGUGUACGGCAUCCUGUACAUGCUGUUUGCGGCCUUUCCAAUCGUCUACCAGGUCAACCGCGGCUGGAGCCAGGGCGUCGGCGGGCUCGCGUUCCUCGGCCUGCUGGUCGGCAUGCUGGCUGCGCUGGGGGUCAUCAUCCCGGCGAAUUCCAAGUACAUUCGCGUGCAGGAGCAGAACGACGGCGUUGCUCCGCCCGAAGCCCGCCUGCCCAUGGCCAUUGUGGGAUCGAUUGCGCUGCCGAUUGGCCUGUUCUGGUUCGCGUGGACCAACGGCAGCGACAUUCACUGGAUCGUGAGCAUCAUGGCGGGCGCGCCGUUUGGGUUCGGCAUGAUACUCGUCUUCCUGGGCAGCAUGAACUACCUCAUCGACGCCUACACGCUCUACGCGGCCUCGGUCUUGGCGGCCAGCUCCGUUCUGCGAUCCUGUCUGGGCGCGGCCUUUCCGCUCUUCACGAGCUACAUGUACCGCGCGCUCGGCAUCCACUGGGCUUCCUCGAUCCCGGCAUUCCUCGCGCUGGCCUGUCUGCCGUUUCCCAUAGUCUUUUACAAGUACGGUUACAAAAUUCGCGCCAGAUGCAAGUUUGCGGCAGAGUCUGCCGACUUCAUGGCCAAGUUGCGAGACGACAUGGCGCGUGAGUCGCAAGGGAGCGGCGAGGAAAGUAGCGGGCCAGCUCCGUCGGGUGCGGUGAAGGAGAAUGCUGCUUCAGAAAGGGGAAACAGAGCAGCUUGA